AUGGCAACCUCUCCGCCCUUGACAGCCCGGGACCACUCUCCCCUAGCUGUUCUUCUUGAUCCCAAACAGGACAUUCCCCAAGCAGAACUGGACAUACGACUGGACGAUUACCUCAACGACAAGAUCCAGACAGCUGCCGACUUUGGAGGUCUUGCAAAUUUGCUAGCCAACGUUGAUAUACAAAAGAAGCAGCUAGAAAAUCAACUUCUAGAUGCUAGAUCCAAGCUCGACGAGGCAAAGAAGGCCUCCGCGAACCAUACCUCCUUAAUGUUGGCACAAACCAAAGAAUUCGAGCGGCAGCAAGACAGCGUACAAAACCGGCUCAUGAUAGUAACACAAUCGGACACCCCAGAGGAAGCCACCCAACGGUUGAAGGGCCCUAUGGAAAAGCUUCGACGGGUAGAGUUGGCCAGAUCAUAUGUGGAACUGCUCAAGGACGUUGAUAAUUUAACAAAAGAAGCGCGACGCAAUCUCCCCGCAAAUCCCAAGGAAGCCCUCAAGCCAUACAUACAGCUAAAAGAGCUCGCUAUAUCGUUAGCACAACUCCAGGAACCCGCAGAAGGAGCUGCCGUUCACCUAGUCAACCAUGUGCAGAACACUUCUACGCGCUUAUGGGUAGAAAUGAAAAAGAUAAUGGCUGAUGAAUUUGAGUCAAUUCUGAAGAAGUCGAAGUGGCCAGAUGUUGCCAAUGACCCGUCAAGGGAAUGGACCGAUUGCUUCGAGAAGCUCCUGGAUCUACAGGCACCAGAGAUUGUUGCUGCUCAAGAACCCCUCGUACUUCUUCCUAUGAGUGUUCUUGUCAAGACUUUUGUACUUCAAUUUAAAUACCACUUCUUCAGCGACAAGCCUACGAAUCAUCCCCAUAGGCUGGGUGAUUAUUUCUUCGAAUGGUUUCUCGGAACCGUAGCAAAAUGGGAAGACUUUAUGAGAGAAAACGUGGGUCCUGUUUUGGCUGCCCAUUUUAGAGGCAAUAUACUAGCAGGUAACGCCUUAUAUGUGGACCCAGUGUCAGCGUUCAUCACAGCAUUGUUACCGAUCAUGAAGGAGAAGGUCGAUUCAGUUGUUGCUGGGGUGUCCAAUGAACCUCAAUACCUAAGUCGCUUUAUAGGUCAAUUGAUGACGUUUGAUGAAGCUCUCAGAGCAAGAUUCGGUUAUGACGGCGGCAAUCUCGAGUGUGGAUGGAAAGGGUUGACCUGGGGAGUCCUAGAUACUUGGUUCGAUCGAUGGUCUCUGGUGGAGAAAGAUUUUGCUCUUGAGAGAUACCGAGAGAUCAUUAAGUCAUCGGACAGCGGCCAGAUUGACUACGAUAGCACAGGGCCCGGAAAAACCAAGACUACCUAUGGCGCUACGAAAGUCACAGAUCUUAUCAAUUCUGUGACUACCCAAUACAACAAAUUGCGGAGAUUCUCGCACAAGAUACGGUUCUUAAUUAGUAUCCAAGCUGAGAUUCUCGAUCAAUAUGUUGGACGUCUUAAUGACUCGUUGGAGGUAUACCUGUCCACAACGACAACCGUUGGCCGCACCUUGCAUGCCAUUUCCAAGGAAGAACAAGCAAAACUUGAGGGCAUCGGUGGUUUGGAGAGCCUAUGCAAAGUCUAUGGCAGCGCGGACCAUGUCAUUUCUAUGCUCAAAGAGUGGGCUAACGAAGAGUUCUUCAUUGACCUUUGGGACGAAUUGCAGAGCAGGGCAAAACGUGCCUCCGCCUCCCAGGAUAAUCUUGCUGGCUCAAUGAGUUAUACCGAGGUCAAGGACUGCACAUCUGUGGCUGUUGGGUCCCAGGAUGAAGGCUCUGUAUUUGAUGUGACGAUUGAGAAUUACGAGCGGCUACGAAACAAGGCCGAGAAACUUCUUACACAGGCCAUCUCGCAUGCCUUCCCAUCAAUUUUUAAGCUGUAUCUCAGCAAACCCCAGUGGACAACCAUUGGUGAUGAGCCUACCGCUGAUUCAUCCUUACUUAUGGUAACACCUGAGCUGGAUCAUCCUCUACAGAUACUAAGACAAAACAUGACACUCCUCAACAAAACCCUCGGCACUCCUCCCUUCCGCCGAAUCUGGCGCUCCUCAUUCGACAGCCUUCAAGACCUUCUCUACCACGAAGUCCUCCUCAAACAAGACUUCACCACCCUAGGGGCCGCACGGUUCGUGCAAGACCUUAUCGCUAUCCAAAGCGUUGUAGAUUCAAUUAUUCGUCUCCCCUCAGGAACAUCUUUGGGAAUGCCGAAAUUGAGAGAGGCUGCUACGUUGCUAAGUUUACCUCUAGAGGCAGAGGAGGGGAAUCUGUCGUUGAAGGAGGCGUCUGAAGAGAUCUUUGCUACGAAUCCACAGGCGGAGGCGGCACUAAAUAAAUUAGGGCUAGAGAGGCUUACGAAUUAUGAGGCGCGGCAAGUUUUGCAGAAGAGGGUUGAGGGGAGUUCCUAA
Venustampulla echinocandica is the source of this 2418-nucleotide messenger RNA. Its product is annotated as RINT-1 family protein-like protein. The coding region runs from base 1 to 2418 and encodes 805 amino acids. Gene Ontology annotation, cellular component: Dsl1/NZR complex. The record is from RefSeq and is a predicted model, not a curated record. The transcript has 6 exons. Gene Ontology annotation, biological process: regulation of ER to Golgi vesicle-mediated transport; retrograde vesicle-mediated transport, Golgi to endoplasmic reticulum; endoplasmic reticulum to Golgi vesicle-mediated transport. Lineage: Eukaryota; Fungi; Ascomycota; Leotiomycetes; Helotiales; Pleuroascaceae.